ACUGUGUAUAAAGAUCAUGGAUGACCUUCGCCCGUUCUGCUAACCAUCCAGAGAACUAAACAACAGCAAUAGCAACAGCACAAGCAACAGCAACGAAUCAACGGCAGUAACAUCCAACACACCUCCAAGAAACACCACACAUCUCUCACCAAUCCCGCAAUGUCUUCCCCAACCGUCGCUUUCUUCGGCGCCACCGGCGGCGUCACCAACGCCAUCCUCGUGCACACCCUCAAGGCAGGCUACAAGGCGACCGCGCUCGUGCGCACGCCUCAAAAGCUGCGGGACCAGCUCAGCGCCCAGGGCCUCUCCCAGGAGACCAUCGCCAACCUGACCAUCGUGGAGGGCAACGCGCUCGACGUGGCGGCCGUGCGGCGCACACUCAGCACCGGGACGGGCGGCCUGCCCGCGGUCGUGGUCACGGGGCUGGGCGGCCGCCCGAGGCUGCAGUUCGAAUGGCGGCACCCGUUCCAGAUCGCGCAGCUCGACAACCCUUCGAUCUGCGAGACGGCGGCGCAGACGCUGCUGGCCGCGAUGCGCGAGAUCCACGCCGAGAACCGCCCCGCGCCCAACGCCGCUUCUCCUGACGAGACGAAACCGGUGCUGGCCUUCGUCUCGACGACGGGCGUCACGCGCGGGCCCGAGGACGUGCCCUUCUUCAUCCGCUUCCUGUACCACCAGAUCCUCACCGUCCCGCACGUCGACAAGCGCAGGAUGGAGGACCUGUACCGCGCCGACGCCGCGUCCGCGGCCCCGGCCUUCCGCGCCGUCGUCGGCGUCAGGCCCACCCUGCUCUCCGGCGGCGCGGACUACCGAGACGCCGCGGGCCUGGACAAGAUUCGGAGCGGCACCGAGGCCAAGCCCGCCGUCGGGUACGUCAUCAAGAGGGCCGACGUGGGCGCUUGGGUGUAUGAGAAUGUGGUCGGCGAGGUCUUGAAGGGCGGGAAGAGUCAGUGGGAAGGCGAGAUGGUUAGCUUGACUAGUUGA
This is a messenger RNA of Cladophialophora immunda, 984 nucleotides long. RefSeq lists its product as uncharacterized. NCBI's taxonomy places the organism in Eukaryota, Fungi, Ascomycota, Eurotiomycetes, Chaetothyriales, Herpotrichiellaceae. Bases 160 to 984 code for a protein of 274 amino acids. The record is from RefSeq and is a predicted model, not a curated record. The transcript has a single exon.